This is a messenger RNA of Dermatophagoides farinae (American house dust mite), 1232 nucleotides long. RefSeq lists its product as uncharacterized. NCBI's taxonomy places the organism in Eukaryota, Metazoa, Arthropoda, Arachnida, Sarcoptiformes, Pyroglyphidae. The record is from RefSeq and is a predicted model, not a curated record.
GCAUUUAAAAGAAAAUCUUUGAAACGUUUAUCUGCAAGUCAUUUGUCAAUCAAUCACAUGAUUGAUAACCCUCACUUUCCUUUUUUUUCUCUAUGACAACUAGAUCAAGUUCUUAUUUAUUUGUCGACAGACGGAAAACAAAGAUUCCAUAAUAAUAUUAAUGAUGCGAUUUAUCAUAUAUUUUACCAUUCCAUUUUUGGGUCAUCGUGCAAUAUACAUUAAACACACAAACACACACCUAUUUGAUGAGUACGUCGUCAAAGACAACAUUAUCAGUCAAUUCAUUGACAAUCCACACAAUCAUCAUGACUGUCAUUCUGACACUGUUGUAUGAUAUGUGCCGUCCUAGAAAAAAAAAACGAGAAACAAAUCACCACCAGCAACCAGAAGAUAAGUGUGAUCAUCACAACUACAAUUUUUACCAUCAUAAUCCUCAACAUUAUUGAUGAAUGAUAAAAAUCAAAAUAAGCCGACAAUAUUCGGCAUAUUGAAAUAAUCAAUUUUUUUUCGCAGUGAUGAUAAAUCCAUUAUCGAUCGAUUUAACAUUUAAAAAAACAUCAAAGAUAGAAUGCUAAUCAUGUGAAUGAAUUCAAAAACAAAUCAUUGUGAAUCAUAAAGUGUUUGCGUCUUGUUUUUUUUCGGUUGAUCAUUUCCGUCAUCGUCGUCGUGGUUGCACUUGCUCGAAAUCGAAUAUUCAUCGAAUCGUAAAAAAUGAAUAAGGAAUUAAUGUUGAUACAAUUUUCCAAAUAUAUGACCAUUGGUACAGUAUCGAUAAUUAUCGGUAUGAUCAUUGCAUUAAUCGGUCUAUGGAUUUAUUCAGAAUGGUUAAUCUAUCAGCAAAAAAAAAAUAAACAACUAGAUAUUGUACGUGAUAAAAUGGAUGGAAUCGAAAUGAAAAGAUUAUUACGACAAAAUAGUCAAGAACAAUCGAGCCAUAAACAAAAAUGUCCAGAUAUACAGAUUGUCGAUCUAUCAUUGGAAAAUGAUAAUCCAGAGAAAGAAAAAAUGAUUUCAUCCAAUCGAUCUAUUACACAGAUUGAUUCAAAUAAACGUAUCAGUCUGAAAUCAUUGGAUGGUCUUCCACGAUAAAACCAUUGGCCAUUGUUUAUAUGGCCAUUUGUAAAUAAUGUACACAUUAACAAUUCACCUCAUUCGAUGGACAUUUCCACUAAAUUAUUUGUUUUGUUUUUUUGAUGUGAAAAUAAUAUAUUGUAGUGUUUUUUAUUGAAAAA